Molecule: messenger RNA, 855 nt
Organism: Wickerhamiella sorbophila
Lineage: Eukaryota; Fungi; Ascomycota; Dipodascomycetes; Dipodascales; Trichomonascaceae
Product: Ras-related protein Rap-1b
Exons: 1
Coding region: 1-855 (284 amino acids)
Biological process (GO): signal transduction
Cellular component (GO): plasma membrane
Molecular function (GO): GTPase activity; GTP binding; GDP binding
Source: RefSeq, a predicted model, not a curated record
AUGCGGGAAUAUAAAGUCGCCGUAUUGGGUGCUGGAGGUGUUGGCAAGUCCGCGCUCACCUCGCAGUACGUGCAAGGGGUUUUCCUUGAAGAGUACGACCCCACCAUCGAAGACUCUUACCGCAAGCAGACUGUUAUUGAUGAUCGCAGCUACGGCCUGGAGAUUCUAGAUACCGCUGGAAUCGAGCAGUUUACUGCCAUGCGAGAGCUCUACAUACGGAAUUCUGAAGGAUUUGUUCUGGCGUACUCGGUCACGGAUAGAAACUCUUUCGAGGAGCUCAAGUCGCUGCGCGAUCAAGUCGUGCGCCUCAAGGACAAUUUCAACGUCCCGAUGGUGCUUGUGGGUAACAAAUGUGACCUUGCCGAAACACGGGCUGUUUCGUUGGCCGAGGCUCAGCUUCUGGCCAAGCAGUGGGGCAACGCAUCGUUUUUCGAAACCUCUGCAAAGGAAUACCUUAAUAUUAAUGAAGCUUUUGAGUCUCUGGUUCGACAGCUUGCUCGACGAGACUCCGCAGUUGGGUCCUCGUUACGCAACCCCAGUAUCUCCGGUUCGUCGUUCGACAGCGUGCAAACAAGAAUACACCACCGGCCCUCGAAGCAAGUUUUAGCAGUCAAGAGAUCACUUGCUCGCCUGAAGGAGAAGAAAAGCAUUCGAAGAUUCACGUCAGUCAUGUCGUUCGCCCAUCUGAACGAAGCCUACCCCUCCCCUCCCCAGUCAACCUCCUCAUCUCCAAAUCUACAAGAAGUAGAUCACCUCGCUCAAGCCCCCGAAAUCCCAUAUGCUGCCGCACACAUCCCUGAAGAGCGCAGAGAACAGAAGCACAAAUCUCGACACAAGGCUUGUGUUGUAAUGUGA